UAUGAUCUAGGUCAAAUUGGAUUGGUUACCCUCCUGACGUCCAAGGCUAUGGGGGCGUCAGUCGUGUGCAUAACAGAUAUUGAUGACUCUCGGUUGGAGAUCGCUAAAACGUUAGGUGCUACACACACCGUUAAGGUGACGAGUCGUGACCCCUAGGUAGUUGCUAAGCAGGUGGAGGAUAUAAUGGGAGACAAGGCUGAGAUCAGCAUUGAGUGCAGCGGGGCCACCCCCUGUGUACAGACAGCUAUAUACGUGACUGAGCCUGGAGGCUGCGUGGUAUUGGUAGGAUGCUGUCAAAAGGUCAUCGACUUGCCAGUAAUGGCUGCUUCCCUUCGGGAGGUGGACAUCCGAGGAAACCUUCGAUACUGCAAUUGCUAUCCGACAGCUUUGGAAAUGGUAGCCUCCGGAAAGGUUGACGUCAAGCCUCUCAUAACACACAGAUUUUCAUUGGAGGAUUCAAUCAAGGCCUUCGAGACGACCUUGAGAGGUGAAGGAAUCAAGGCCAUGAUUGAUUGCGCGCGUUAAAUUGAAUACAAAGUGUUUUCCAUCAGGCCGUUUUCACGAACAUAUUUUUCGUUGUGUUAUUCAAACCGAUUUUCGGUAGCAUUGAAAUUCGCGAUAUUAUGUAUUUGCUACGCCAUCCCAAAAUAUGCACCCACGAACGUAUUAACAUGCUAUGAAAUAUUCUUUGAGGAAGCAUUUUUACAUGUGACACGAAAAAAUCCAUUCCGCGAUUUCCCGCUCUUACUCGUCACCUUACUUUAGAAAAACUGCAUUCUACUCUCAUCGGGAAAAUAUUCAUCUUGCAAACUAUGAUAUAGUUGAAUUUCCUGUUUUCUUUGCCAUAUUAAAGUUACAAAU
Mizuhopecten yessoensis (Yesso scallop) is the source of this 861-nucleotide messenger RNA. RefSeq names its product sorbitol dehydrogenase-like. Gene Ontology annotation, biological process: D-sorbitol catabolic process. The record is from RefSeq and is a predicted model, not a curated record. Gene Ontology annotation, molecular function: L-iditol 2-dehydrogenase (NAD+) activity. NCBI's taxonomy places the organism in Eukaryota, Metazoa, Mollusca, Bivalvia, Pectinida, Pectinidae. The coding region runs from base 184 to 525 and encodes 113 amino acids. The transcript has 4 exons.